GAAGAAAAUGGUAAGAUGGCUGCCGAAGUCGAUGAUGAGUUGCAGUUGAUGCGCGCAUCAGCAGGACUUUUGUCAGAUCUGCAAGUUGCACUUUCGAAACUGCUGUGGAAACGAGGAGACAAAGUUCGCGUCCACCAUCUUGUUCGUUCACGCGAUCUUGACCAUGUCAUCCAGUUGAUUGAACCGUUCCAAGGAGAACCACAGUUGCUCGAUGCUCAUCUCAAGACAUUGUUGCCUCCCAUUGUCAAAGCAUAUCUAUCCUUCCUCGAAGUCUCGCAAGCCAAGACUCCUUCCACCCUCACAGUCUCUCUCGAUGUCGCUGCCAGUAAGCUGUUAUACACUUUCUGUAAGGUCCGAGGAGAGAAGAUCAUCAUCGGCUUCCUCAACAAUGAACCCAGAUAUCUUGAGCUCGUUUUGACCAAUCUUGAGAACUUCGAAACUCUGAGCGCAAACUCAGAUACUGCCUGGGAGAAGUCGUAUAUCUUGCUUCUAUGGCUGACUCACUUGAUGCUUGUGCCAUUCGACCUCAGCUCGAUAUCAGCUGUUGCUCAGCCUCCCAAAGUUCAUGAGCACAUGUCUCUACGGCCACAGGUCCCCUCGAUCGCACGACGCGUUAUAGCUUUGGGUGUCCAUUACCUCGCAAGCGCUACGCGGGAACAAGAUGCUGCAGCCAAAAUGCUUGUACGUCUAGUCACUAGACCUGAUAUGCAACGCCUCGGACUACCUGCUGCACUCGUGUCUUGGGCAUUGACUAAGAUCCUGAAUCCGUCUGCUUCGCCAAAUUCCAACCUUCAUACUUUCUUGGGCCCACUUCGAUUCUUGGUAGGAAUGACGGUGUCGGUCGACACACCGGAAGUUGCGAGUCUCAUGCCAUCCAUCUACUCUGUUGGUCAGAGACUCAUGGACGACGCGAUGCUUGCAUUUCUAAGCUCCUCUGCUGUUACAAAGAAGCUCGUCGUCAAGUUACUGCGUAACGUGGCUUUGUUGAGCUUGCAAUCCUCGUUCGACAGCCUCAUCGACUUNUUUGAGACAUCUGGUGUUUUGGAAGAGACAAUCGAGUACUGUUUACAGUCACUUGAGGAUCGCGAUACGCCGGUCAGAUUUGCAGCCAGUAAAGCACUGAGUAUGAUCAUUUUACGACUCGACCCAGAGAUGGGUUAUGAAGUCAUCCAAGCAGUGCUCGAGAGCUUUAAGGAAGACAUGCCCAAGUCUUCCUCAAAACCUGAUUUCGGAGCUGCAAAUGCGUUGAGGUGGCAUGGUCUGACUUUGACACUGGCACAUGCAUUAUUCAGAAGGUCGGCAUCGCCGCAGCAACUCCCCGAGAUCCUGAAUGCUCUAUUAUUAGCACUCAGUUUUGAACAGAUAUCUGCUGUUGGUGUAAGCACUGGAAGCAACGUCCGUGAUGCCGCAUGUUUCGGAAUCUGGUCAUUAUCUCGAAGGUAUACCACCAAGGAACUGUUGUCAACCGAUACAUCCCAGAUCGGAUUUGAAUUCUGUCAAAACGCUAGAUCUAUCAUUCAAGUCGUUGCUAUCCAGCUUCUACUUUCUGCUUGCUUGGAUCCUUCCGGCAAUAUUAGAAGAGGAUCAUCAGCUGCUUUACAGGAGCUAAUUGGUAGGCAUCCUGAUCAAGUCAGCAAUGGUAUCUCCCUCGUUCAAGUAGUCGACUACCACGCAGUUGGACUCCGGCAGCGCGCCAUGGUGGACGUGGCUCGAGAUGCUGCGAAUCUCGAUACCAUCUAUCGAGAGGCACUGCUUGCCGCGCUCGGGAAGUGGAGAGGUCUUGGGUCUACUGAUAUCCUCUCUCGCGAGGCCGCCGCAGAGUCUGUUGGUCUGCUAUGCGCUCCUCAACUACCUCAACAUGUCCGUAUCACGCUUGAGCACUUACAGCAAUGUCUUUCUACAUUUCCAGAUUCUGACAUCGAACAAUGCCAUGGUUCCUUACUUGCUUUGUCAAGCAUCGUUGACACUAAAAUGCUUGGGUGUUCCCAAGGCGGCAACCUAGAUACGGGCAUGGAAGAUAUGACACAUUUGCUGUCUUUAUGGAAGCUGUUUGAUGAGGACGAAAAGCUCUAUAAGAACCAAACUUCACGGGCUACACGUGCAGAGUUGCCAUCCGCUGUUGCCAGGCUCUUAGCAUCUUUAUCAGAGCUGUCUCUACUACUCAAGACGGACUGUGUAGAUCUAUCAUCACAGACACCCAAGUUGAGUUCGAUCGUGUCCGCUUUAAUCGCUUCUUCAGAUACUUCCGUCUUGCAAGUCCUACCGCGUCUGGUAAGAGCACUCUCACGACUGAGUCAAUCAGGCAUCUUGAAGACUCCGAUCCUCAAUCUUGCAGAAUGUCUUGCCAAAAUCGCGCACGAUGCGUCAGGUAUGGUCUUGCAAGGUUCAGGGCGUGUCAUUGUUCUCGGCUCGGCAUUUCCAUGGUUGCAAGAUAUCUAUCAUUGCAAUCGAAUCGUAGCUUGCGAUCUUCUCUCAGAUAUGAUUCAAACAGCACCUCUGACUGAAUGGCGCAUCGUUGGGCUACAAGCCGUGAAUCUCAUGAUCCAAGCAGAUACUAUUGGUGCUGAUGUCUUGCCUGGAGUCCUCUCUGCUCUCGACGCUGGUCUCAAUGACUACACUGUUACUGAAAGGGGAGACGUUGGAUCACUGGUGCGAACACAGGCGAUACAGUGCGUUCGAAGCAUGUGGAAGCCAACCGAGACACGAAUCGAUUCAGAAUCCCAACGUCUUCUAGAAGGAAACGUUAUUCGCUUAGCUCUUGAGAAGAUGGACAGGGUACGAUUCCAAGCUGCAAGAUGCCUGAAACAGGACCUCGGAUCGGAAAGCGUUUCCGAUGUGGAUGUGACGAGUUACCAGUACUUUUUGAAUCUAUUCGCGCCCUUGAACGAUGAUCCGCCUAGCUGGAAGCGUGACGCGAUCCUGAAAGGAAGUAUAUCGUGCGCUGGAGUGGGUGCAGAAGGGUUACUACGAGCCUCUCGCAUGGCUUUGGUCGACAUGUUAUCAAGAGGAAAUGACAGCAUGAGAUUUGAUUGUUUGUCUGCUCUGACAAAUUGCUUGAGAGAGUUCAUAGCGAAAGAGGCUGAGACUCAACCUCUCUUAGAGCUCACCGCGUACCUACUGGAUUCGCUCCCCUCUAUUGUGUCUCUCGACAGCCCCUUCAAUUGGCGAGUCCUACUAUCCUUGGUUCAAAAAGCGCAUUUCAAAUCCAACAACAUCCCGAGAAUACUGGCCGCCGUCGAGGUCUACCAGGCACUGGCUGAAAAGUCGCCUGCCCGUGCCGACACUCUGAAGAAGCUUGUCAGCAUGCUGAGAACGAACCCAUAUCCAACAGUCCGAAAUGCAGUGGCUGACUGCUUGUUCCUUGCAACAGGCGAUCAAGCCCUGAAAAACAUUGACUGGAACAAGCCUUCGCAGGCCUACAAACUACAAUGUACAGGUUGA
Aureobasidium musti is the source of this 3441-nucleotide messenger RNA. The record is from the annotation of a GenBank genome assembly. Lineage: Eukaryota; Fungi; Ascomycota; Dothideomycetes; Dothideales; Saccotheciaceae.